AUGAAGUUCUCACCAUCACUCCGCCUGUUGGCUUUCUCAGCUUCGGCCGCAGCUGCCGUCGAAUUGUCCAGUUAUGAGUACGUCGUUGUGGGCUCAGGUGCUGGUGGCGGUCCUCUUGCGGCUCGUCUGGCUCUUGCCGGUCACAAAACCCUUCUUCUUGAGGCUGGCGAUGACUACAACACAUCCAAUUAUACGGUCCCAGCUUACUCUGCAAAUGCUUCAGAGGACCCCGAAAUUGCCUGGAACUUCUUUGUGCAUCAUUAUGCCAAUGAGACCCGCCAAGCCCGGGACUACAAAACAACCUAUGAGACAUCCGAUGGCGAAUACACUGGCCUUAACCCCCCAGAGAAUGCCAUCCAGAAGGGCACCCUGUAUCCCCGGACUCAGGCCCUCGGCGGAUGCACGGCGCACAACGCUUUGAUUGCUGUGUAUCCACACCAGUCCGACUUCGAGUACAUCGCGUCACUGACUGGCGAUACCUCGUGGUCGCCUGAGAACAUGCGCAAGUACUUCGUCAAGUUGGAAGAGAAUAGGCAUCUAGCCGCCGGUGUCGAAGGUCAUGGUUAUGAUGGUUGGCUGGGUACCGAGACUGCCCCGCUCAGCAUCCCCCUAGGAGACGAGAUGCUCCUCAGCCUUCUCAGCGGUGGCGCCGUUGCGUUAAGCAACGCCACUAAUACUGAGAUCACAAUGGACGACCUCAUCGCAGGGGAUGCCAACGCCAACACGCUUGCGCGAGACCAGGAACCAGGUUACUACCAGAUUCCAUUGUCGUCGAAAGAAGCUAGCCGUGUUGGCCCCCGCGAGUUUAUCCUCUCUGUCCGCGAUGCCACAUACCCCAACGGGACCAAGAAAUAUCCACUGGACGUGCGCACCAACGCCUUUGUCACCAAGAUCAACUUCGACGAGUCAAGCCCCCCCCGUGCUACAGGGGUUGAUUUUCUCGACGGCAAACACCUCUAUAAGGCCAGCCCAUUGUCCACUGGAGCCGCGGGUAAGCCCGGAAGCGUGAUUGCCUCUCGCGAGGUCAUUGUUGCUGGAGGAGUGUACAACACCCCUCAGCUUCUGAAACUGAGCGGCAUCGGUCCCGCUAAGGAGCUUGAGCGCUUUGAUAUCCCUCUUCUUGUUGACCUUCCAGGUGUCGGCACAAAUCUCCAAGACCAUUAUGAAAUCUCCGUUCAAGGCCGCGCCCCUGCCAACUUUACCUCUUUCAAUGGUUGCACUUUCAGCCUUUUCACGACCGAAGACCCAUGUCUUGAUCGGUGGAGAACCCCUGUGGGCGGCGAUCACGGGAUUUACUCUUCGUCGGGGUUAGCGGCUGCGAUGUUCUACAAAAGCAGCACUACAUCCCAGGAUAAUUUUGACAUCUUCGCCUUUGGUGGUCCAGUCAAUUUCAGGGGCUAUUUCCCUGGAUACGCUGUCAACGCAACCAUUGAACAUGAUUGGUUCUCGUGGGCUAUUCUCAAAGCUCACCCGCGUAAUACUGCGGGCACCGUUGAACUCCGAUCUGCUGAUCCUCUCGACGUCCCCGAGAUUACCUUCAACUACUUUGAUACUGGUAAUGGCGAGGCUUCCAAGGAUGUCCAGGCCAUGACGGAGGCCAUUGACCUUGCUCGAAAGGCCUUCGCCGGCCAAGCGGUGCCCAUCAUGGAGGUCUUACCUGGUUCUGACGUGAUUGAACAAGCGGACCUUGAGGACUAUGUCAAGGAUACAGCCUGGGGCCACCACGCCUCUUCCACGUGCCCCAUAGGCGCGGAUGAUGACCCGUUUGCCGUUCUUGACUCGAGCUUUCGUGUCCGUGGAACGGUAGGCCUCAGGGUAGUGGAUGCUUCCGUGUACCCGCGUAUUCCUGGUACCUUCACUGCUGUUUCGACGUAUAUGGUAGCGGAGAAAGCGGCGGAUGUCAUCCUAGCAAGUUUGUAA
Messenger RNA from Verticillium alfalfae VaMs.102, 1920 nucleotides. Its product is annotated as choline dehydrogenase. Lineage: Eukaryota; Fungi; Ascomycota; Sordariomycetes; Glomerellales; Plectosphaerellaceae. Gene Ontology annotation, molecular function: flavin adenine dinucleotide binding; oxidoreductase activity, acting on CH-OH group of donors. Bases 1 to 1920 code for a protein of 639 amino acids. The record is from RefSeq and is a predicted model, not a curated record. The transcript has a single exon.